GCGUUGCGUAAUUAUGGAUUCUUGAAUGUAAUGGUAAAUACCAUCGACUCUUAUCAAGGCAUGGAAUGUGAUGUCAUCAUAAUUUCAAAUGCACGUACCACUGGCAUUGGAUUCUUGGCAAACUAUCAGCGCUUGAAUGUGGCUUUAACUCGACCGAAAAAGUGCCUUAUACUGUGUGGAAACUUCAAAAAUUUGGAGGCGGUGCCGGCUUGGCGUAGCCUGUUAGCCUCGGCACGCGAGCGCAAAUUAUACCAUGAACUUAGUGCCGAUUGUAUGGACGAUAUGCACCGAAAUGUUAUUCCAAAGAUCAAGAUUUCAAAACCGACAGUUACAGCAGAUACGGCGACAGCAACAACAAGGAAGGAGUUAGCGGUAGUUCCUACAUUAAACAAAUGAGAAAACCAAAUUCAGUCAGAUGAGGAUGUAAUCGAUACAGAGCUGUAAAAUAUUAUUUUCUACUGUACUCCAUUCACUAUUUACAAGUGAAUAUUUCAUUGCGACAGCGUUUUUCUUUAAUUUACAUAUAUAAAAUUAUAAGGCAUGUACAAACAAUGUUAAAGAGCUUUGAAAGUUUUGUUACGUAGAAUUUUAAUAUAGACUGGAAUAAUUCCACAUUUCUCAUAGUUCGAGCAUAUUUUUCACUGAAUUUAAUGUGAUAUAUUAAAUUACGCUUUCCCAAAGGCUUAACAUAUUAAUGCUCCUAAUAACCCAGCUAGCACAUUUGCCAGACAAUUUCUGAUAUCAGACAAGUCGGAAUAAAAAGUUGACUAUUUAGACAAGUCUUACAGGUUUCGUACAGAUUUCUGGGCGAAAUGUCUGGAGAAUUUUAUUUAUUUCCUUAUCCGAUAUGUCUGAUCGAAUUAUGUCCGAUUUCGGGCAUACACGUCUGAUAAUUCUUAUUUUCCAUGUUAGAUAUCCGUCAGAAUCGUCGGUAAUUAAGUCAGAAUUUCCCACGUCGUGUCGGUUAGACUUCCUGUCAACCUCUCCAUACGCUUCUCUAACCGAUAUCGGCCAAAAUCAUACAGAUUUCUGACUUUUUUGCCGACGAGUCUGACGGAUAUCUCACAGAUUUCUGACAAUUUUGCUAGCUGGGAAAUAAGCAUUUUCAUUUAUUAUAAAAUCGAAUAAAUUUGUAUGUGUGUAUCAUAACACCUUACAGCUCUGCCAAACAAUCAUCAUACUGCUUUUGUAUACAUAGCAUAGUACUUAGUUAUUAGUAACGGAUUAAUUAGUUUUUUAUAAAGUCUAUUAACUUGCUAUACAAAGUGAUAGCCAUAUAGCCUCAGAAGCAUUGUUGCUACUGUUAAGGGUAAGCAUAGCUGCGCUGACAUAGAGUUUUUCGAUUUGCAUUUGGUUUUGUUUAUUAUUGAAGUCAUUUGAAGCUCGCUCACUUGAAAUUUUUCUACAACCUGACGAAACCGUCUGUGUUUGUACACAAACCAAAAAUAUGAUAACACAAUUUCAAUGCUGAAAAAUUCCAUGUCAUCGUAGGACCUAAACAAUUUUUAUGAAAUAAGAGAAUGAAAUUCAUAUUAAAAAUACACAAUAUAUAAAAAGGACGCGUCCAAAUUAAAAAAAAAAUAUUCUUAUUCAAGAACAUACAAGUGUAUGGUGUACGCAGCACAAAUGUAUAACAAAGAUUAUUUUUAAGCGCGUAUAAAUGUAAUAAUUCGUGAAGUUUAUUUUUAAGUGCCAAAAGAAUAAAUAUAUUUUCUGGGGUUUUUCAUAAUUUACACAUUUAUUUCACAAUACUCAGGUAUUCAAUUUCUUUUACAUACUUAUAAUUUUAUUGAUAAAUAUCUUUUGCUUCCAUUAGAUCAAGUACGUUCUGUAUAAGCUGAAUUUAUUUUCCACUGUGUCUUACAACAAUAAAGUUUAACAAUUAAGGGUCGAUUAUUUUAUAAAUGGGCUUCUGUUUUACCUUUAAACAAUGCACACACAAUUCAGUUUCAUAAAAGCAUAAUAUAGUAGCAUAGUGUUAAUUAAAAUCUUCCGAAGUCUAUCUGUUAGUAUUGUCUUCUAAUCACCCCUAUCAUGCAAUCCAUCGUAGACUUGAGUUUCGUACUCGAAAAGUUAAAUCCAAGGCGUAAUGUAAAAAAUUUUGGUUGUCGGAAGAUUUAAAGAAAAAAAUUAAAAAGAAAAAGAAAAUCGUAAAAUUAUAGGCCGACUAUGGGUUACUAAUGGGCAUCGUCACUGCAAUGAAAAUGUUUAUUAUGAACAGUGACCGAGAACGCAUUCCGGUUUUGAUUUAGUUCUGUACGGGAACAAAAUGUUAUGUCAAGAAUGUUCGCAAACAGGAACAAAAGUAUUGAGAGCAGUUUGAACAGGAACAAAAUGAGAAUAAAGGGUUCGGAAACAUACUAAAAAAAAAAAACAAAAUGAGAACAAAGCUCUCAAAAAUGUUCUCAAGAAGAACAGAAUGAGAACGAAACUUUCGGGUCCAUUUCCAAUGAGAAAGAAAUUGGAACAAAAGUAUCGAGAACGUUUUCAAGUAACAACAAAAAUUUGAGGAACGUUCUUCUGGAAAACAAAACGAGAACAAAAGUUUUGAAAACUUAACGUUAAGAACGAAAGGAGCGUCUGUGUGUUGGGAUAAAAAAUCAUUUCAAUGAGAACCAUGAUUGUUAAUUCUAAGUCAGAGAAAAGCUGGAUCAUUUCCGCUUCCAGAAUAUUUAUCAUUAGGAUGAACUGUCUAUUUAUGGAAGAAUUUUUCAUUUCACGUUUGUCCCCUUUUCGUUCGUAGCCAGAACUGUUCCCGAAAGUAUUGCUCGCAUUUUGUUCUCUUUGGGGAUGUUCCACGGGGUUUCGUUCUUAUAUAAUUCCCAUUGAGAACGUUCUCCACAGUUUUUUUCUCAUUUCGGCUUGGGUAUUGAAGUACCUGCAAUCAACACUGGAGUUCAUAUAAUCUGCAGAAACAGUUGAAAAAAUAAAUUGUCUAUCGAAAUUCAUCCGGCAUAGCCGGCACUUUCUAUCUAACACGUCGAUUACACAGGCCAACAAAAUUUUAAAAAUGUUAUGUUGACUAAAAUAUUACAGCCAAUUCGUAUAUUAUUUUUCCCGUAGAAUCCUAAUUUUGAGUAUUAAAAGGCAGUGUUCAGGCUUUCAUAUCCUCCCACCCAGACAGAUAUAUUGCAUCAAUUUAUUAUUUUACAAAGGCUCGAAAAUGUCCAAAAACGCGUUUUUCGUCAACUUUCAAACCUAUGUUGCUCGAAAACUAGAGCCAAUCCAAUAUCAU
Messenger RNA from Rhagoletis pomonella (apple maggot), 3235 nucleotides. RefSeq names its product probable helicase MAGATAMA 3. The record is from RefSeq and is a predicted model, not a curated record. Gene Ontology annotation, molecular function: transcription termination site sequence-specific DNA binding. Gene Ontology annotation, cellular component: nuclear body. NCBI's taxonomy places the organism in Eukaryota, Metazoa, Arthropoda, Insecta, Diptera, Tephritidae. Gene Ontology annotation, biological process: termination of RNA polymerase II transcription. The transcript has 3 exons. The coding region runs from base 31 to 396 and encodes 121 amino acids.